AUGGCCCGUCGCGCAGCACCACCCGGCUCCGGCCCCGCCUACUACAACCCCGCCGCCCUGAGCCGCGGCCCGUCCGUCGACCCGAACGAGAGCGCCUUCUCGCGCUUCCUCCGCGAGCAGAUAUUCUCGCCUGAGAAGUUGCCCGGCAAUAUCUCCAUCGCUACGGGCUUGGGCGUGUUCUUUGAUGAGGGACGGGGAGAGGAUGGUUUCUCGAGGCUUAGACCGUGCUCGAGCAUCGUUCUGUGA
Molecule: messenger RNA, 246 nt
Organism: Peniophora sp. CBMAI 1063
Lineage: Eukaryota; Fungi; Basidiomycota; Agaricomycetes; Russulales; Peniophoraceae
Source: the annotation of a GenBank genome assembly